GUAAGAUAAAAACAAACAAAAAAAAACUGCAGGCAGAACUUUUGUGACGUUUCCAGCCGGACUGGUUUUUGCGGUGACGCGCAGAAGGCGGAAGUGUGCUUGUUGUUUAUCUGUCGUGAGGAACGAUGGCGGUGAGCGCGGUGCACCUGGAGUCGGACGCCUUCCUGGUGUGUAUGAACCACGCGCUGAGCACGGAGAAGGAGGAGGUGAUGGGUCUGUGUAUCGGGGAGGUGGAGAGCAGCCGGAUCGUCCACGUCCACUCCGUCAUCAUCCUCCGCCGCUCCGACAAGCGGAAGGACCGGGUGGAGAUCUCCCCGGAGCAGCUGUCCGCCGCCUCCACCGAGGCUGAGCGUCUGGCUGAUCUGACCGGGAAGCCGAUGCGCGUGGUAGGCUGGUACCACUCGCACCCGCACAUCACCGUGUGGCCCUCCCACGUGGACGUGCGCACCCAAGCCAUGUACCAGAUGCUGGACCAGUGCUUCGUCGGACUCAUCUUCUCCUGCUUCAUCGAGGACAAGAACACGCGCACGGGCCGUGUGCUCUACACCUGCUUCCAGUCGGCGCAGGCCCAGAAGGCCAACGAGUAUGAGCGCGUGGAGGUCCCCGUGCACGUGGUGCCGCGUCACGCCAUCGGCAAAGUGUGCCUGGAGUCGGCCGUGGAGCUGCCGCGGAUUCUGUGCCAGGAGGAGCAGGACACCUACCGCAAGAUCCACAGCCUGGCGCACCUGGACCCGGUCACCAAGAUCCACAACGGCUCGGUGUUCACCAAGAACCUGUGCAGCCAGAUGUCGGCGGUCAGCGGGCCGCUGCUGCAGUGGCUGGAGGACCGGCUGGAGCAGAACCGGCGCAGCGUCCAGGAGCUGCAGCGGGAGAAGGAGCUGCUGCUGCAGGAGCUCGGCGCCCUGUGAGGAGAAGCAGAACAUCAUCUCCUCCGAGGAGGAGGAGCUGAAGCCACCAGCUGUCUGGGAAACAGGAUUAUAAAAACACAUUUUCAGCCUGUUGCUUUACAUGGGCAAGAGCUGCUGCCGGCCACGCCCCCUUUGUCAAACUGAUGUGUAACAUCAAAGUCAAAGCCUGAUUAAAAUCAGUUUAUACACAACAUGACGUCAUUAACUAAAACUGGAGCUGCACCUAAAUUAUUUUCAUUGAUUUUUAUUAAAUUUAUUAUCCAAGUUUGAAGAUAUGCAUGGCCAGAUUUCUUCCAAUAUUCUUUGUGUGACAGCUCAAUGUUUUGUUUUUUGUUUGUUUUGCGUGGCAUCUCCACAGUUAAUUUGACACAAAUUUAAUGCCAGACAUCCUUCCUGACACAACUGCAGAUGUAUAUGGACAGUGGGCCCUGAACCAGGAGCCUUCUGUUUGGGGAAUAAGCACUACUAAGUGCUUGCACCCAUCCUACUUCCCUGCCCCAAUUCUGCAAAAUAAUUUAGAAGCUGCAAUGAAUAACUAAAUUAUAAAUAUAUUUUCUGGUGAUCAAUUAAUCAAAUUGUCAUACAUUGAUGGUCAGACUGUUAUAUUUUUUUCUACUCUGCUGCUGGGAAAAAAAGGUCAGGACUUCUGUAAUUUAUGUAAAUCAGUUGCACAUGAUCAGAAUGUGUCCAAAUAACAUAAUUUUCUUAUGUUUCUAUUUGAGAAACAUAAGAAAAUUAUAUGGAAACAUUCUGAUCAUGUGGAAAUUAAGACCUGCAUAGUAAUUAUUUUUAUUAUUGUCAAUUAAUUAGUUCUGAGCAGAUUUUGUCCAUAAAAUGUUCAUAGUUAAAAAAUAAGUGUCAGUUUCUUUAAAUAUGGUGCUGCAGGGUUUCAAGUGCUGUUGUAAUAAUUUUUAUGUGCACAA
Messenger RNA from Thalassophryne amazonica, 1831 nucleotides. It is a transcript of the gene brcc3, whose product is annotated as BRCA1/BRCA2-containing complex, subunit 3. The transcript has a single exon. Gene Ontology annotation, biological process: double-strand break repair. Lineage: Eukaryota; Metazoa; Chordata; Actinopteri; Batrachoidiformes; Batrachoididae. Gene Ontology annotation, molecular function: polyubiquitin modification-dependent protein binding; cysteine-type deubiquitinase activity; metallopeptidase activity. Bases 126 to 908 code for a protein of 260 amino acids. The record is from RefSeq and is a predicted model, not a curated record. Gene Ontology annotation, cellular component: BRCA1-A complex; BRISC complex.